This is a messenger RNA of Anthonomus grandis grandis, 1592 nucleotides long. RefSeq names its product facilitated trehalose transporter Tret1-like. Lineage: Eukaryota; Metazoa; Arthropoda; Insecta; Coleoptera; Curculionidae. The record is from RefSeq and is a predicted model, not a curated record. The coding region runs from base 118 to 1518 and encodes 466 amino acids. The transcript has 4 exons. Gene Ontology annotation, molecular function: transmembrane transporter activity. Gene Ontology annotation, biological process: transmembrane transport. Gene Ontology annotation, cellular component: membrane.
AUGGUUUUAAAAAUGUUUAUGUGAGAAAGUUUUACUUCUUGGUACUACGUGCGCCAGUACCAAUUUGAUUGUUUGUACUUCACCAAUUUUGGUCUUUUUCGAGUUUUUUCCCUCAAAAUGUUUAAUAGGUUCCAAUUUGAUAUUCGUAAAAUCUUUGGAAGGAGAUGUUAUCAGUACUUCGCAGCAGUUUUCGGUUCUCUAAGCAUUUUAUCCUCGGAAAUGCACUUUGGAUGGCCCUCAUCAUCCCUUCCACAACUCACCAAUAAUGGAACUUACUUCAUCCAAGUAACCAAAGAAGAAUCCUCCUGGUUAGCAGUGGGCAUCUUUCCAGGAAUAGUGUUUGGUGCGAUCUUAUCCAACUUUCUGGCGGACAAACUGGGACGAAAAAAAAUUAUAUUAUUAUGUGCUUUACCACUGUUUAUCAGCUGGGCCACUUUGGCGAUGGCAAAUUGCUUUUAUGUCAUGUUUCUUGCAAGAUUUUUAGGUGGCAUGGGAGGCGGGCUAAGUUUCUCCACCGUUCCAAUGUACUUAGGAGAGAUCUCCGAGCCGCAAAUUAGAGGAUUCUUAUCCUCCCUUUGUCCAAUAUUCGUCGUGACGGGGAUUCUGCUUAUUAAUUUGUUUGGAAUUUACUUACCAAUUAACGAAUGUGCCCUUUGGGCUUCCUCGAUACCUUUAUUAAUGUUCUGCACGUUUUUUUGGAUGCCUGAAAGUCCUGUUUUCCUUAUGACUUGCGGAAAGUAUGAACAAGCGGUCAGUAACUUAAAAAUGCUUAGGGGAAAAGAGGAGGGAGAGAAGGAGUAUGUAAGACUGACCAAGGACUUAACAGAGACUAUGCAGGAGCAAAAAAAAGGUCCCUCAACCUUCUUGGACCUAUUUAGAGUUCCAGUCAAUAGAAGAGCUUUGAUUAUAGCUCUGGGUCUACGUAGCGUACAACAAUUCUGCGGUUCUACCGCGAUAACUUUUUACUGUAAAUCUAUUUUUGAGGAAUUCGGUGGAAUUAUCAGUGGAAACUCUGGAACAAUAAUUUAUUUUUCUUUGCAGAUGGUUUUAACUAUCGCAACUUCUUUGGUGGUGGAUAAGUUUGGUAGAAGACCGAUAUUUAUUGUUUCCUUAUUAGGAACUACCAUUACUUUAUUCAUGAUAAGUAUUUAUUUGGUAAUAAAAGAGCAUACAGACUGGGAUUUAACAAGUGCAAGUUCAGUGCCUAUAUUAGGGUUGUUGUUGAAUAUCGUGUUUUUCAGUAUAGGGGUUAGAAAUGUACCAUUGUUGGUUAUGUCUGAGAUAUUUCAUCCUAAAAUUAAACCACUGGCCCUAUGUUUUGGAACAAUUUAUUAUGGGAUUUUGGCUAUCGUUGUGACGAAAUUUUAUAAUUUAACCAACGAGUUAGUUGAAAUGGCUUGUCCAAUGUUUGUGUUUGCUUUUUUAUGCUUGAUUUGUUUGGUGGUUUAUUAUUUCUUUGUGCCGGAGACUAAGGGAAAGACUUUAGAAGAUAUUCAGCGGAUGUUAAGCGAGGAUUAGUUUUAAGUAACACUAUUUUUAUUUAUUUAUUUAUUUAUUAUAAAUUUCGAAUGUAAUAUAAAUAUCUGAUGUAA